Messenger RNA from Funneliformis caledonium, 351 nucleotides. Lineage: Eukaryota; Fungi; Glomeromycota; Glomeromycetes; Glomerales; Glomeraceae. The record is from the annotation of a GenBank genome assembly.
AUGUCUCAACAAGGUGAAUAUAUUGUUGCGGAAGACGCACAAAAAUCCGGCAUAUGUCACAGCAUACCCAUGGGCAAGGGAAGACCUUGCUUGAAUUCUUGGCAUUACGAUGCAUCAACGCAGAUACACGCUCUUCCGCAUAGUACGACUUGUGCCGACCUCAAAAACGCUAUCAUCAAAUCCUUCGAUGAUUCAAGGACUACAAGGAUUGGGGAAUAUACCCUACAAUAUCUUGAAGACUCUCACAUCAACUUCGCUGUAAAAGAUUACCCAUUCAUUAAACAAGAAGUGAUAAACAAGGCGAUAGACGUGUUUAAUACACCCGAGCACUACGAAAAUCAUCAAAAAUAA